AUGUCAGAAUAAAAAGAUAGUUCACUAUAGGGAUAACUUUUUGAUAAUUUAAGAUCAUUGAUAACACUUAUAGAUCAAUUAAGAGAUUUGGGAGUUUAGGAGUACAUAAAAUUACCCAGAAUAGCUGUUUUAGGAAGUUAGAGUGCAGGAAAAAGUAGUCUUUUGGAGAAUAUUGUUGGAUUGGAUUUUUUACCAAGAGGUGAAGGAAUAGUAACAAGAAGACCUUUGGAAAUGAGAUUAAUACAUAAACCUGAUGCAUUAAAACCAUGGGCAGUGUUUGAUGUAUGUAAAGAUUAGAAAUUCUUUGAUUUUGAGAAGGUUAGAGAAUAUAUUGUAGAAUUGACAGACAAAGCAACAGGAAAUUCAAAAGGUAGAAAGAAUUAAAAUAAUAAAUUAGAUGUUGUACCUGAUCCAAUAGUAAUGACUGUUUAUUCACGUGAUUGUCCAGAUUUGACAGUAAUUGAUUUACCAGGAAUAACAAGAAUAGCAAUAAAAGGAUAACGAGAAGAUAUUGAGAAAGUAACAUUAGAAAUGGCUACUCAUUAUUGUUAAGAUGAAAGAACAAUAAUAUUAGCUGUAUGUCCAGCUAAUCAAGAUUUAUCAACAAGUGAUGGUCUUUAAUUAGCAAUUAAAUUAGAUCCAACUGGAUCAAGAACUUUAGGUGUAAUUACAAAAGUAAUAAUAUAUAAUAUUAAUAUAGAUUGACAUUAUGGAUUAGGGAACAGAUUGUAGAAAAGAAUUAUUAGGAUAAGUGAUACCUUUGAAAUUGGGUUAUGUUGGUGUUAAGAAUAGAAAUUAAAAAGAUAUUAAUGAUAAAGUUAGAGUUGCAGUAGCUUUAUAAAAAGAGACAGAUUUCUUUGCAAAACAUGCAUUAUAUUCUUAGAUGCCUCCAGAUAUUAUGGGAACAAAAGCUUUGAUUUAGAAAUUAACUACUAUCUUGUUUAAACAGUAUGUAUUCUUUAAAUAAUCAAAGUAUUCGAGCAUCCUUACCUUAAAUUAUCAGAGAAAUAGAUAUCAAGGUUUAAGAUUGUGAAGUUAAACUUGCUUAACUUGGUCCAGGAUUACCUAGAGAUAAUAAAGAAAAAAUGUAAGUUAUCUGGAAUAUGUUGACUGAAUAUACAGAAAAUCUUAAUAAUAAAUUAAGAGGAAAAUUUGAUGUCAAAUCUGCAUUAUAAAAAGAUACACAAAUUUCUGGAGGAGCUUAAGUCAAACUCUAUCUAAAUGAUCUAUAUAAAGAGUAUUCUCUUUUAUUAUACAAUAUAGUGAAGCUAGCAAGACUUUUAGAAUCAGUAGAGAGUAUACAGAUAGAGAAAUUAGAGAGGCCAUUAGAUUGCAUUAAGGUGAUUCUAUUCCAGGAUUUCCAUCUUUUGAUAGCUUUUUAUAUUUGAUUAUGCCACAAUUAGAGAAAUUAAGAGAACCUGCAGUAAACACUCUUAAUGAAGUGUUUACAUAUGUUGACUCAUUAUCUAAUAGCAUAUUAAAAAAAGUGUUUUACAGAUUCCCUACAAUUUUAGAUGCAAUAUCAGAUAUCAGUUCAUAAGUUUUAACAGAAUAAAAGAAUAAAACAAAAGUAGUUGUUGAGAAUUUGAUUGAUGCUGAGCUAGGUUACAUUUUUACAAAUGAUUAAGAUUAUUUAACAAUGAAUGCUAGUAUUAUUCCAGUAUAUUUAUGGUUUCUAUUUAAUUUUAGUAAGAAGAUAAAGAGGAUUAGAAAAGUGCAGCUGCUGCUCCAACAGGUGAUAAUGCUGCAAAUACAUCAACAACAACAACAACAACAACAUAAAAUUAAAGUAAAUCAGCUUAAUCAGGAAAUAAGGAUACUGAUCCAGAAAAAGUACUAGCCUAAGAAUUGAGCAGAAGAUUAGAUUCAUAUUAUAGAAUUGUCAUUAGAAAUUUAAGAGAUUCUAUUCCUAAGGCAAUAGGAUAUUUCUUAGUUAGAGCAGCUUAAGAGUAAAUGCAAUUUUAAUUAUAUAAUGAAAUAAUGAAGAGUUAAUCUGUUAUGGGAUUAAUGUCUGAAGUAAAAUUUUAAUUUAAUUAUAUUUAGCCUGAAUAUAUAACAAUCGAAAGAGAUACAAUCAAAAAGACUUUGUAGGUAUUGAGAAAUGCAUAGAAAUUAUUGAAAUAGGAUCCAUAGUAUUUUAAAUAUUUAAACAAAAUAGAUAAACAUUCUAACGAUAAACUAGUGAAGCUGUUUUAGAUAAAGUAAAGAAAACUGCAGCAGAUACAAUUAAUAAAACAAAAAGAUUUCUUGGAAUAUGAUUUUUAUCAAUUAUAUAACCAAGCAUAUUAUUUUAUAAACC
Messenger RNA from Paramecium sonneborni, 2299 nucleotides. The record is from the annotation of a GenBank genome assembly. Lineage: Eukaryota; Ciliophora; Oligohymenophorea; Peniculida; Parameciidae.